AUGGUUAUUUCUGAUGAAAGUGGGGUACCAAGAAUGAAGGGAAAUUUUCGAGCAAAGUUCAUAUGUUUCAUUUUUGGACUCGGGUCCCUUGCUGGACUGAACAGCUUGUGGACGAUGGGCGAUUACUACUACAAAUUGUUCCCUAGAUACCAUCCUUUGAGAGUAUUUACUCUCAUUUAUCAACCAUUUGCACUAGUAAUUACGAUUAUACUGGUUCACUAUGAGUCAAGGAUCAACACAAGGAUGCGGAACUUGACUGGAUACACACUUUUCUUCACUGGCUCUUUGAUAGUUCUUAUUUUGGAUAUAGCAACAUCGGGAAAGGGGGGAAUUGGGUGUUACAUUGGUUUGUGUGCACUCUCUGCAUGUUUUGGAAUUGCGCAUUCUCAUGUCCAAGGUGGCAUGGCUGGAGACCUAUCUUUGAUGUGUGCUGACUUCAUCCAGUCCUUUCUUGCUGGAAUAACUGCAGCAGGAGCUCUAGCCUCUGUUUUGAGACUUGUCACCAAAGCUAGUUUUGAGAAAUCUGAUAAUGGUCUUCGCAAAGGGGCUUUGCUAUCCUUUGCAAUCUCUACAUUCUUCCAGUUUCUAUGCAUUAUCCUGUAUGCAAUCUACUUCCCUAAGUUGUCCAUAGUAAAAUACUACCGUUCAAAAGCAGCCUUAGAAGGAUCAAAAACUGUUUCAGCAGAUCUUGCUGCAGCCGGCAUUCAGAACAUGACAAGCCAACAAGUUGGAUUUGAGGCUAAUCAACAAGAAAGACUAAGCAAUAAGCAACUAUUUAUUCAGAAUCUUGAUUAUGCCGCCGACUUGUUUCUAAUACAUGUGUUAACCUUGUCCAUUGUACCUGGAUUCUUGUAUGAAGAUACAGGAUCACACAAGUUAGGAACAUGGUACCAACUUGUUUUGAUAACAAUGUACAACAUAUUUCAUCUAAUAUCCACAUAUAUUCCCCUUAUCAAAUGCCUGAAGUUGGAAUCCAGGAAGAGAUUGCUCAUUGCAACUCUUUCAAGAUUCUUGCUGAUCCCUGCAUUUUACUUCACAGCCAAAUAUGGUGGCCAGGGAUGGAUGAUCCUUCUUGUGUCUUUCUUGGGACUAACCAAUGGCUACCUCACUGUUUGUAUUUAUACCGUGGCACCUAUAGGUUACAAGGGUCCUGAACAGAAUGCAUUGGGUAAUUUGCUUUCGUUGGGGCUUAUGAGUGGCAUAUUUGCUGGGGUUGCCCUUGAUUGGUUGUGGCUCAUUGGAAAUUCAGAAAAUUUCUAA
Messenger RNA from Abrus precatorius (Indian licorice), 1260 nucleotides. Its product is annotated as equilibrative nucleotide transporter 3-like. Gene Ontology annotation, cellular component: plasma membrane. The record is from RefSeq and is a predicted model, not a curated record. NCBI's taxonomy places the organism in Eukaryota, Viridiplantae, Streptophyta, Magnoliopsida, Fabales, Fabaceae. The transcript is spliced from 9 exons. Gene Ontology annotation, biological process: nucleoside transmembrane transport. The coding region runs from base 1 to 1260 and encodes 419 amino acids. Gene Ontology annotation, molecular function: nucleoside transmembrane transporter activity.